GGUUCGGCCGAUCAGCUGCCCCGGUCUGUUGCCGUACACUAAAACAACCAUGUCGCAUCAAACGGGCAUCCAAGCGGGAAAUGACGUGAAGGACAUCUUUGCCGAUGCCAGGAGCGGAGACCAAUAUCGAGUCUUAAAGAUAGUGAUUGAAGAUGAGCAGCUGACACUCGGUGGGACCAGAAAAGCAUCAAAACAGUGGGAUCAAGAGUAUGAUUCGCUAGUGCUUCCCCUCCUGGAGGAUGACGUGCCCUGCUAUAUUCUGUACCGGCUGGACUCCUCCAACAACCAGGGCUAUGAGUGGCUCUUCCUGGCCUGGUCACCUGACCGCUCUGUUGUGCGACACAAAAUGUUGUACGCUGCCACCAGAGCCACGCUGAAGAAAGAGUUUGGCGGCGGGCACAUCAAAGACGAGAUGUUCGGCACCGCUAAGGACGAUGUGAAUCUCGGCGGCUAUAAGAAAUACCUGACCUCCAAGGCCGCCCCCCUACCCCUCACCGCUGCAGAGGAGGAGCUGAGGCAGAUUAAACUCAAUGAGGUGCAGACGGACAUUAGCGUGGACACCAAGCAGCAGACGCUGCAGGGAGUGGCCUUCCCCAUGCACGGCGACGCGGUCGAGGCCCUCGAGCGCUUCAGGGACAGGAAAGUGAACUACGUCCAACUUGAAAUAGAAUUUGAGAAGGAGCUGAUCCGGUUGUGUAACACUGACCCAACAGAGGUCAAAGACCUGCCGAAGAGGAUCCCGAAAGACUCGGCGCGUUACCACUUCUUCCUCUACAAACACUCCCACGAGGGCGACUACCUAGAGUCCACAGUCUUCAUUUAUUCCAUGCCGGGUUACAAGUGUAGUAUCCGAGAGAGGAUGCUCUACUCCAGCUGCAAGAACCCACUGGUCGACAUGGUGGAAAAUAACCUCCAGAUUGAGAUCGAGAAAAAGCUGGAGAUCGAAGACGGCGACGAACUGACCGGCGACUUCCUGUACGAAGAGGUGCACCCCAAGCAGCACGCGCACAAACAGGCCUUCGCUAAGCCCAAAGGCCCCGCGGGAAAGAGGGGUGGCCGCCGAAUCACCAGACCACCUGCAGAGGGCGAAGAAGACGAUUAGAGACCAGAACACCCCCGCCUCGCUCCUUUACCUGUGCCCCCACAAUGGAACAUUCCAUUCAUGGGAGGGAGGAGGGGGGGGGGCUAUUUGACACAACCUUUGUUUAGAAAAAAAAAAAAAAACCCUGAAAAACCUUCAUUUCCCACAAAGUUCAUCCACAGACCGAACUAUGCACACAAUGAACUGAGCAAUGACACACACGCACACACACACCCCAGAAUUUCCAUUUGUAGCUUGCCAAAUGGAAGGUGAAUGAGUAUAGAUAUGUAAGUUACUGUAUUCAAAAGGUAUUUUGCAGAGAUUCGAAGAGGCUGGGAAAAAAAAAAAGAGGCUGAGGUUUUUAUGUUGUUGCUGCCAACUCCAAAACUUCAAAAAAAAUGUCGUCGGUGCAACUGAUGUGAACUCGUGCCAUCGUGAUAAAACUCUCCAAUUAUAAGUUCACGUACGCUUGAAUUUCUUUAACUCGCAUUCCUUAACACGUGUGUCGGCGCUGCACACGCUGGGGCAUUGGUCUCCCGGUUGUUGUACGCCUGACACGAGGUUGGUCCAAAAGCAGAAAUGAAACAAGUAUUCCGCUUGUCAUUCAUUCAUUUUAACUGUGCUCUUUUUUUUUUUUUAAAUUAGAUAAAAUUUGAUUUCUCUUUUUUUUUUUUACAUAUAUAUAUUAUAACUGUGAUUUACAUGGGGGAAAAAAUAACAAAACACACAUCUGCUGAGAAACUUAUUUUUCUAUGCAAGUGCUGUAUAUGUACAUACUGUAGCUGUGUGAUGGUCUGUGUUUAGGGGGGGGGGGGGGGCAAUCUUGUCCGAGCUGAUGAUCUUCGUCAAUGAGGGCCAUCGUAGAAAAGAAAAGGAGAAAAAAAAAAAAACGGGCUUCCAGAUUAUUUCAUCAUGACGCCAACUCACAUAGAGGAAGCUGUUUUUAUGGCGUGGUUACAAUACUAGAUGGAAAAGAAGAAGAAGAAAAAACCAGCUACUGGAUAGGAAAGGGAAUACUGGUACCUUGAUCAUGAUGUAUGCCACGUCCACUUGUCUACUGAUGAAUAUUAGGCAAAAUACCAAGCUUCACCUCAUGUUUUGAAGGGAAAAAUCCCUUUGCAUUCAUAUAGUGUAACUAUAAUAGAAACAAAACUCGUUUGGUCUUAAUUGUUUUCUUACCAGAAAUCUUUCUUUUUAAAGAAGAGAAAUAAAAUAUUUAAAUCAUG
This is a messenger RNA of Lampris incognitus (smalleye Pacific opah), 2307 nucleotides long. RefSeq names its product twinfilin-1-like. The transcript is spliced from 9 exons. The record is from RefSeq and is a predicted model, not a curated record. Bases 50 to 1102 code for a protein of 350 amino acids. Gene Ontology annotation, molecular function: actin monomer binding; actin filament binding. Gene Ontology annotation, biological process: actin filament depolymerization; positive regulation of neuron projection development; barbed-end actin filament capping. Lineage: Eukaryota; Metazoa; Chordata; Actinopteri; Lampriformes; Lampridae. Gene Ontology annotation, cellular component: myofibril; cytoplasm; actin filament.